CCGCGCAUGCGCACAUUUUAUUUUUGUCACGUGAUCUAACGAACGAAACAGCAAAGCAGGAAAUGCAGCCAGAAAUGAACGCGACGCAUCUUACCCACUUAUAAAUCAGCUUUACAUGUACCGGAAUGCAUCGUUUAUUAAGGUUGUGGGUGGUCUUUAUGUCUCUAUUCAUAAAUCAUGGAUUCGCCAGUAAAAUGAAAAUAGUCGAGGAGCCAAACACAUUUGGGUUGAAUAAUCCUUUUCUAGCCCAGGGAAGCAGACUACAGCCGAAAGUGACCCCAUUUCCAGUGUCUGGCCCUGCACAUCUUCAGCGGCUUGCAGGAAAGUGCUUCAGUUUCAUAGAGUCAACGUAUAAAUAUGAAUUCUGUCCAUUUCACAACAUCACACAACAUGAGCAGUCAUAUAGAUGGAACGCUUACAGUGGUAUACUGGGGAUCUGGCAGGAGUGGGAAAUAGUAAACAACACUUUCACAGGCAUGUGGAUGAGAGAUGGGGAUACUUGUGGAACCAGAAACAGGGAAACAAAGGUGAUUCUUGUCUGCAGCACAAGCAGUAAGCUAGCUCAAGUCUCCGAGCCCAGUACCUGUGUGUACUCACUGACCUUUGAGACCCCUCUGGUUUGCCAUCCUCAUUCUCUUUUAGUGUACCCGACAUUGAGUGAGAAGCUGCAGAGGGAAUGGGAUGAAGCCGAGCAGGCUCACUAUGAAGAGCUUGUUACUGAGCAGGGUUACAACAAUCUCUUGAGGGAUAUUUUUGAGGACGCUGGUCUCCUGAAAAGCCAAAAAGUGAGAAUAAAGGCGGCAGAAGUUGCAGUGGAUUCAGAAACACACAACUCUUUACAGAAAUGCACAGAGGAUUUCCAAAAACAAAGGGAAGAGAUUGAGAGACUGCGCGCGCUCCUUACUCAACACAAUAUUCCUUUUGAUUCAAAGCACAAUGAAGCCAAAAGCACAGUGAGCGUGACAGUGACGGAUCAACAGCCAAGAGGAGACAACGGCCUUAUUGAACAUCUCCUAGAGCACGUCACCGUCUAACCAUCUAACAGACGCUUACUGGAUGUGAAGGUUCUGUUUGAGCGACGGAGACACUCGCUCAACAUGACGACUGAAGGUUGAUUUCAUCAGGGCACAUGGAGGAAAAACUGAACUCAUUUGUGGAUUAUAAACUUCAAAGACCUUUUUUAAAAAACAAAAUCUAGAACACUCACUUUGCUAUUUCCAAGAGUUUCUUCUGAAAGGAUUACAUUUUCAUCAUGUAGAAAUCUGUAUAUACACAACCUUUAAAAAAAAUAAAUGUUUAAGAGGAAAUUGUUUUGCUUUGAAGAGGGAUGAAAGGGUUAAAAGUACACACGUCUUAACAUUAGACUUUAUGAAGAUUUAUAAACUAUAUUCCUAUAUAUUAUACUACAUUAUAAACGAUAAAAUUGAGUCCCCCAAAAUCUGUUUCAGGACAAAAAUUGUAGUCAAACAGUAUUUCCAGACUUUUUUAAUGUGUACAGAAAAAUAGGAAAUUCAUGAAUUAACCAUGUUAUUAAUUAGCUGAUAUGAUACUCGAGUGUGUCUCACCACAACGCAAUAAUGUGAAACUCCCAACA
This is a messenger RNA of Labrus mixtus (cuckoo wrasse), 1594 nucleotides long. RefSeq names its product N-acetylglucosamine-1-phosphate transferase subunit gamma (gene gnptg). The record is from RefSeq and is a predicted model, not a curated record. NCBI's taxonomy places the organism in Eukaryota, Metazoa, Chordata, Actinopteri, Labriformes, Labridae. Bases 126 to 1034 code for a protein of 302 amino acids. Gene Ontology annotation, cellular component: Golgi apparatus. The transcript is spliced from 11 exons.